Molecule: messenger RNA, 246 nt
Organism: Oikopleura dioica
Lineage: Eukaryota; Metazoa; Chordata; Appendicularia; Copelata; Oikopleuridae
Source: the annotation of a GenBank genome assembly
AUGCAAAAGACCUCGGAGCAAGGUGCAAGAAAUCUUGACGACCUGCCCACUCUUCACGAGCCGGACCAAAUGGAAGCUCAUGGCGAUGACUGGGGCCAACCAGAGUUGAUUCCACCCGGAACUCCGCCGCCCUCUUACGGAAAUUUCUCCGAAAAAGAAGCGCUGCACACAAGCCUGAUCAGAAAGAACAACUCCUGUCCUACAAGCGCGCAAACUAAAUCGUUCAGAAAGAGUGACACUACCUAA